UAAGCUUUCACACACUUGCUUCAGUAUACUCAGUUAAACCCUUUGCAGAGCAAAGAUGAAGCUCUUCUUUGCCACCCUUCUGCUCUGUUCUCUUCUCCUCAGCUCCUCUUUGUUGGAGCCUGUCAUGGCCGGGUCAGGAUUUUGCACGAACAAGUGCUCAGACAGGUGCUCAAAAGCAGGGGUGAAGGAUCGGUGUAUGAAGUACUGUGGGAUCUGCUGUGAGGAGUGCAAGUGUGUUCCCUCUGGGACUUAUGGGAACAAGCAUGAGUGCCCUUGCUACAGAGACAAGAAAAAUAACAAGGGCAAGCCCAAGUGCCCUUAAAAAUGAAAAGAGAGAGAGUAAAAAGAUACUUAAUUAGCAAGUUAGAAUUAAUGUGUGUUUGGUGGGAUUAGCUACUUCUGCAUAAAUAAAAUGUUGGCUAUCUUUUUCUGUA
Messenger RNA from Corylus avellana, 434 nucleotides. Its product is annotated as snakin-1. The record is from RefSeq and is a predicted model, not a curated record. Lineage: Eukaryota; Viridiplantae; Streptophyta; Magnoliopsida; Fagales; Betulaceae.